CUUCCUCUCGAACUCCAUCAACAACAGAGUCCAAACAAACAUUUGUCCGAAUUCAAAGUAUUAUUAAACCUCUGUAACAUCGAUUCAAAUUCCUUCUCCAGACAAAACCCAUCUCGCAAAAUCCGUUUUUCAGACAUACCCAUUUCGAAAAAUCCUUUCUUUUUGUUCUGGUUCUUAGAAUCCGGCCAACCAUGAAGAGGCUCCGAGGUUUCAAGAUCGGACACAGAUUCUUCAAGAUCUUCAAAUGGAUAGUCCGGCCCAGAAGGAUCAAACCCGGGAAGCACAUUUACCAGACCCGAGUUCCCAACCCGGUCGCCGGAAUCUGUUCCUUAGCCCGCUGUCUGCGUCGCGGUGCCAAAAGACUCUGCGGCAAGAACACGAGUCCGGGUACGGAUAAGAUCCGGUUGGGGAAGGGCUCAAACUCGGCGGCGGUUGUUCCGAAGGGGCAUUUGGCGGUCUACGUGGGGGAGUCAGGAGGCGACACGCGUCGGGUGGUGGUGCCGGUUAUAUAUUUCAACCACCCAUUGUUCGGGGAAUUGCUGGAUCAAGCGGAACGGGUUUACGGGUUCGAACAACCGGGUCGGAUCACGAUCCCUUGUCGGGUCUCUGAUUUCGAGAAGGUUCAGAUGAGGAUCGCCGCGUGGGAUCACUGCCGCCGGAAGCGGAGUUGCAAGAUUCUCUGUAGUUUUUAACGUGGUGAAAUAAAUGAGUCAAGAGAAGAAGAAUAGUUUUUUUUUGGUUUGUGAAUAUUUAUUUAGUUUUGGUGUUUCUGGUGAUAUACCAUAUACCAUACAAAUCGAUCAUUGAAAGAAGUACUUUGUAUCAGUUUCUUUCAUAAAAAUCCAGAAAUUUUCUGAUUUCCAGGACUUCUUCUCCCAACUUCAAACGAUUUCAAUUAAAUAGGAAAAUGUACAUUUUUAUAAGAAGAAUAACAGAAAUUUGUAUA
Molecule: messenger RNA, 946 nt
Organism: Tarenaya hassleriana
Lineage: Eukaryota; Viridiplantae; Streptophyta; Magnoliopsida; Brassicales; Cleomaceae
Product: auxin-responsive protein SAUR36-like
Exons: 1
Coding region: 192-692 (166 amino acids)
Biological process (GO): response to auxin
Source: RefSeq, a predicted model, not a curated record